AUGGCAUCGCGCCGGGUCCAAGUAAAGAACGCGGUAAACGCAAAGACCACGCAAGCACACCUCACCACGGCGCCCCGUGAGAGUGCCAUAGCGCUUCGCAAAUGGCAUCGCGAGAAUUGCGUUAAGGAGCUUUAUGACCGCGUUAUUCUCGAGGGUCACGCCUUCAAGGACAUGGCAGUAAGCAUGACAAAAUCAACGCCCUUGGUCGGCCGGAUGAGAAAGCUCCUUGGCCAGAUCUCAUCUUUAAGCACCGAUCUGCCUAAAGGCAUCUAUGUUCGGCAUAGGGAAAGCCGUCUGGAUGUGCUAAAGGUCUUGAUCAUUGGACCAGCAGACACGCCGUAUGAAAACGGCCUGUUUGAAUUUGACAUGUUUUGCGGACUCGAGUUCCCGAACCGGCCUCCCAAGAUGUUGUUCCGGACAACGGGAGGCGGACAGGCUCGUUUCAACCCGAACCUGUAUCACGACGGACAGAUCUCGAUUCAAGCACCCGGCUCGUUCAACCUUCACCAAAACAUUAUCGAACCUGCCUCGUCAUUCACGGUACACCUGGAGCCGCCUCCUCCGCCGGCCACCAUUUCCCCUCAAGAUCCUCUGUCGGACAUUCCGUCGUUCCUUCCCCCUCAAGAUCCUUUGUCGGACAUUCCGUCGUUCCUGGCAGGAUCGGCGAACAUAAUGCCGAUGCCGCCGGGUCGCGCAAGAGCGAACGAGGCACCUCCGGCCCCUCCCAAAGAUGAUGAUCCCAUCUGGGGUGAAAUCAUCCGCAGACACUUCGAGUAGAAUUCGAGGGCGGAUAAUAGAGAAAGCAAGCCAGUGGGAGAAGCUUGCUUCCAACAUACGUAGAGACUCCGCGUUCGAAACGCAGGUCGCCGCCGUUGCUGGUCACCGCAUUGAGCUCGAGAAACAACUCAAAGCGCAUGGGUUUCUAAGCUAGGAACUGGAAGACUUCUAGUAUCGAGGCC
This is a messenger RNA of Chaetomium strumarium, 959 nucleotides long. RefSeq names its product ubiquitin-conjugating enzyme/RWD-like protein. The record is from RefSeq and is a predicted model, not a curated record. The transcript is spliced from 3 exons. The coding region runs from base 1 to 777 and encodes 258 amino acids. Lineage: Eukaryota; Fungi; Ascomycota; Sordariomycetes; Sordariales; Chaetomiaceae.